AUGUUACAGUUUGAUCAACUAGAGUUUGACCAACUAGAGUUUGACCAACUAAAGUUUGAUCAACUAAAGCUUAGGUUUGACCAACUAGAGUUUGACCAACUUGAGUUUGACCAACUUGAGUUUGACCAACUAAAGUUUGAUCAACUAAAGUUUGAUCAACUAAAGUUUAGGUUUGAUCAACUAGAGUUUGACCAACUUGAGUUUGACCAACUUGAGUUUGACCAACUAAAGUUUGAUCAACUAAAGAUUAGGUUUGACCAACUAGAGUUUGACCAACUUGAGUUUGACCAACUAAAGUUUGAUCAACUAAAGUUUAGGUUUGACCAACUAGAGUUUGACCAACUUGAGUUUGACCAACUAAAGUUUGAUCAACUAAAGUUUAGGUUUGACCAACUUGAGUUUGACCAACUUGAGUUUGACCAACUAAAGUUUGACCAACUAAAGUUUGACCAACUAAAGUUUGAUCAACUAGAGUUUGACCAACUUGAGUUUGACCAACUAAAGUUUGACCAACUAAAGUUUGACCAACUAAAGUUUGACCAACUAAAGUUUGACCAACUAGAGUUUGACCAACUUGAGUUUGACCAACUAAAGUUUGACCAACUAAAGUUUGACCAACUAAAGUUUGACCAACUAAAGUUUGACCAACUAGAGUUUGACCAACUUGAGUUUGACCAACUAAAGUUUGAUCAACUAAAGAUUAGGUUUGACCAACUAGAGUUUGACCAACUUGAGUUUGACCAACUAAAGUUUGAUCAACUAAAGUUUAGGUUUGACCAACUAGAGUUUGACCAACUUGAGUUUGACCAACUAAAGUUUGAUCAACUAAAGUUUAGGUUUGACCAACUAGAGUUUGACCAACUUGAGUUUGACCAACUAAAGUUUGACCAACUAAAGUUUGACCAACUAAAGUUUGAUCAACUAGAGUUUGACCAACUUGAGUUUGACCAACUAAAGUUUGACCAACUAAAGUUUGACCAACUUGAGUUUGACCAACUAAAGUUUGACCAACUAAAGUUUGAUCAACUAAAGUUUAGGUUUGACCAACUUGAGUUUGACCAACUAGAGUUUGAUCAACUUAAGUUUGACCAACUAGAGUUUGACCAACUAGAGUUUGACCAACUAGAGUUUGACCAACUUGAGUUUGACCAACUUGAGUUUGACCAACUUGAGUUUGACCAACUUGAGUUUGACCAACUAAAGUUUGACCAACUAAAGUUUGACCAACUAGAGUUUGACCAACUUGAGUUUGACCAACUAAAGUUUGAUCAACUAAAGAUUAGGUUUGACCAACUAGAGUUUGACCAACUUGAGUUUGACCAACUAAAGUUUGAUCAACUAAAGUUUAGGUUUGACCAACUAGAGUUUGACCAACUAGAGUUUGACCAACUUGAGUUUGACCAACUAAAGUUUGACCAACUAAAGUUUGACCAACUAAAGUUUGAUCAACUAGAGUUUGACCAACUUGAGUUUGACCAACUAAAGUUUGACCAACUAAAGUUUGACCAACUAAAGUUUGACCAACUAAAGUUUGACCAACUAAAGUUUGACCAACUUGAGUUUGACCAACUAAAGUUUGACCAACUAAAGUUUGAUCAACUAAAGUUUAGGUUUGACCAACUUGAGUUUGACCAACUAGAGUUUGAUCAACUUAAGUUUGACCAACUAGAGUUUGACCAACUAGAGUUUGACCAACUAGAGUUUGACCAACUUGAGUUUGACCAACUUGAGUUUGACCAACUAGAGUUUGACCAACUUGAGUUUGACCAACUAAAGUUUGAUCAACUUAAGAUUAGGUUUGACCAACUAGAGUUUGACCAACUUGAGUUUGACCAACUAAAGUUUGAUCAACUAAAGUUUAGGUUUGACCAACUAGAGUUUGACCAACUUGAGUUUGACCAACUAAAGUUUGAUCAACUAAAGUUUAGGUUUGACCAACUAGAGUUUGACCAACUUGAGUUUGACCAACUAAAGUUUGACCAACUAAAGUUUGACCAACUAAAGUUUGACCAACUAAAGUUUGACCAACUAGAGUUUGACCAACUUGAGUUUGACCAACUAAAGUUUGAUCAACUUAAGAUUAGGUUUGACCAACUAGAGUUUGACCAACUUGAGUUUGACCAACUAAAGUUUGAUCAACUAAAGUUUAGGUUUGACCAACUAGAGUUUGACCAACUUGAGUUUGACCAACUAAAGUUUGAUCAACUAAAGUUUAGGUUUGACCAACUAGAGUUUGACCAACUUGAGUUUGACCAACUAAAGUUUGACCAACUAAAGUUUGACCAACUAAAGUUUGAUCAACUAGAGUUUGACCAACUUGAGUUUGACCAACUAAAGUUUGACCAACUAAAGUUUGACCAACUAAAGUUUGACCAACUAAAGUUUGACCAACUUGAGUUUGACCAACUAAAGUUUGACCAACUAAAGUUUGAUCAACUAAAGUUUAGGUUUGACCAACUAGAGUUUGACCAACUUGAGUUUGACCAACUUGAGUUUGACCAACUAGAGUUUGACCAACUUGAGUUUGACCAACUAGAGUUUGACCAACUUGAGUUUGACCAACUAGAGUUUGACCAACUAAAGUUUGACCAACUAGAGUUUGACCAACUAGAGUUUGACCAACUAGAGUUUGACCAACUAAAGUUUGACCAACUAGAGUUUGACCAACUAGAGUUUGACCAACUAGAGUUUGACCAACUAGAGUUUGACCAACUAGAGUUUGACCAACUAGAGUUUGACCAACUAGAGUUUGACCAACUAAAGUUUGAUCAACUAAAGUUUGAUCAACUAAAGCUUAGGUUUGACCAACUAGAGUUAGACCAACUAGAGUUUGACCAACUAAAGUUUGAUCAACUGAAGCUUAGGUUUGACCAACUUGAGUUUGACCAAUUUGAGUUUGACCAACUAAAGCUUAGCUUUGACCAACUAGAGUUUGACCAACUUGAGUUUGACCAACUAGAGUUUGACCAACUAGAGUUUGACCAACUAGAGUUUGACCAACUAGAGUUUGACCAACUUGAGUUUGACCAACUAGAGUUUGACCAACUUGAGUUUGACCAACUAGAGUUUGACCAACUAGAGUUUGACCAACUAGAGUUUGACCAACUAAAGUUUGACCAACUAGAGUUUGACCAACUAGAGUUUGACCAACUAGAGUUUGACCAACUAAAGUUUGAUCAACUAGAGUUUGACCAACUAAAAAACUUCUCGCUUGAGGCACCAGCCCUGGGAUUUGACGAGUACCUCGCCCUCGUCUUCCCCGCCCACCCCAUCGUUUGUGAUGCCAUUAUCGUCGCUGAUACCAUCAUUACUACAGGGUACCAUCAUUACUGCUGUAGAGACGACGACGAUUGA
Messenger RNA from Physella acuta, 3354 nucleotides. Its product is annotated as interaptin-like. NCBI's taxonomy places the organism in Eukaryota, Metazoa, Mollusca, Gastropoda, Physidae. The record is from RefSeq and is a predicted model, not a curated record.